Messenger RNA from Ixodes scapularis (black-legged tick), 447 nucleotides. RefSeq lists its product as uncharacterized. The record is from RefSeq and is a predicted model, not a curated record. The transcript has a single exon. NCBI's taxonomy places the organism in Eukaryota, Metazoa, Arthropoda, Arachnida, Ixodida, Ixodidae. The coding region runs from base 1 to 447 and encodes 148 amino acids.
AUGAUUGUGUUCGGCAUUCCAGAAGCGAACAAUGAUACAGCUGCAGAUUUGGAACAGAAAGUGAUAAGAGAUAUAUUCUUCGGACAACUUGGUGUAACUGUAACGUCUGUGGAAAAAAUCCAUCGUUUGGGCCCGAAACGACACGAUAAAAACACACCCGUCAUCCUCAUGGCGUAUAAUUAUAACGAAAAGCAGCUGGUGUUCAAGAACAGCAGGAAACUGAAAAAUACCCUCGUGAGCGUGUCCGAUGACUAUUCAAAGGGGACAGUGGAAAAGCGACGGCAAAUUUGGAACUCGGCACGACAAGAGAAACAGAACGGAGAUAAAGUGCGACUUGUGUAUGACAAGCUUUUCGUAAAUGACGUAGCCUACGUCUGGGAUUCUGUAACGAACACGCGAAUUCAACAGAAUGCGCACAUCAUGCCAAUGGCCUCUCAACAAAAUUGA